Molecule: messenger RNA, 3767 nt
Organism: Pongo pygmaeus (Bornean orangutan)
Lineage: Eukaryota; Metazoa; Chordata; Mammalia; Primates; Hominidae
Gene: BUB1B
Product: BUB1 mitotic checkpoint serine/threonine kinase B
Exons: 23
Coding region: 252-3419 (1055 amino acids)
Biological process (GO): mitotic spindle assembly checkpoint signaling; meiotic sister chromatid cohesion, centromeric
Cellular component (GO): nucleus
Molecular function (GO): protein kinase activity
Source: RefSeq, a predicted model, not a curated record
AGAAUGCCUUGGGCGAGACGCGAGAACAAGGAGGAGAGGAGGGGCGUGGCCACGUCGACCGCGCGGGACCGUUAAAUUUGAAACUUGGCGGCUAGGUGUGUGGGCUUGAGGCGGCGGGUUUGUAAGGGAGUCGAGUGCGUUCCUUGGUCGCUUCUGUAGUUCCGAGGGCAGGUUGCGGAAGAAAGCCCAGGCGGUCUGUGGCCCAGAGGAAAGGCCUGCAGCAGGACGAGGACCUGAGCCAGGAAUGCAGGAUGGCGGCGGUGAAGAAGGAAGGGGGUGCUCUGAGUGAAGCCAUGUCCCUGGAGGGAGAUGAAUGGGAACUGAGUAAAGAAAAUGUACAACCUUUAAGGCAAGGGCGGAUCAUGUCCACACUUCAGGGAGCACUGGCACAAGAAUCUGCCUGUAACAAUACUCUUCAGCAGCAGAAACGGGCAUUUGAAUAUGAAAUUCGAUUUUACACUGGAAAUGACCCUCUGGAUGUUUGGGAUAGGUAUAUCAGCUGGACAGAGCAGAACUAUCCUCAAGGUGGGAAGGAGAGUAAUAUGUCAACGUUAUUAGAAAGAGCUGUAGAAGCACUACAAGGAGAAAAACGAUAUUAUAGUGAUCCUCGAUUUCUCAAUCUCUGGCUUAAAUUAGGGCGUUUAUGCAAUGAGCCUUUGGAUAUGUACAGUUACUUGCACAACCAAGGGAUUGGUGUUUCACUUGCUCAGUUCUAUAUCUCAUGGGCAGAAGAAUAUGAAGCUAGAGAAAACUUUAGGAAAGCAGAUGCGAUAUUUCAGGAAGGGAUUCAACAGAAGGCUGAACCACUAGAAAGACUACAGUCCCAACACCGACAAUUCCAAGCUCGAGUGUCUCGACAAACUCUGUUGGCACUUGAGAAAGAAGAAGAGGAGGAAGUUUUUGAGUCUUCUGUACCACAACGAAGCACACUAGCUGAACUAAAGAGCAAAGGGAAAAAGACAGCAAGAGCUCCAAUCAUCCGUGUAGGAGGUGCUCUCAAGGCUCCAAGCCAGAACAGAGGACUCCAAAAUCCAUUUCCUCAACAGAUGCAAAGUAAUAGCAGAAUUACUGUUUUUGAUGAAAAUGCUGAUGAGGCUUCUACAGCAGAGUUGUCUAAGCCUACAGUCCAGCCAUGGAUAGCACCCCCCGUGCCCAGGGCCAAAGAGAAUGAGCUGCAAGCAGGCCCUUGGAACACAGGCAGGUCCUUGGAACACAGGCCUCGUGGCAAUACAGCUUCACUGAUAGCUGUACCCGCUGUGCUUCCCAGUUUUACUCCAUAUGUGGAAGAGACUGCACAACAGCCAGUUAUGACACCAUGUAAAAUUGAACCUAGUAUAAACCACAUCCUAAGCACCAGAAAGCCUGGAAAGGAAGAAGGAGAUCCUCUACAAAGGGUUCAGAGCCAUCAGCAAGCAUCUGAGGAGAAGAAAGAGAAGAUGAUGUAUUGUAAGGAGAAGAUUUAUGCAGGAGUAGGGGAAUUCUCCUUUGAAGAAAUUCGGGCUGAAGUUUUCCGGAAGAAAUUAAAAGAACAAAGGGAAGCCGAGCUAUUGACCAGUGCAGAAAAGAGAGCAGAAAUGCAGAAACAGAUUGAAGAGAUGGAGAAGAAGCUAAAAGAAAUCCAAACUACUCAGCAAGAAAGAACAGGUGAUCAGCAAGAAGAGACGAUGCCUACAAAGGAGACAACUAAACUGCGAAUUGCUUCCGGGUCUCAGAAAAUACCAGGAAUGACUCUAUCCAGUUCUGUUUGUCAAGUAAACUCUUGUGCCAGAGAAACUUCACUUGUGGAGAACAUUUGGCAGGAACAACCUCAUUCAAAAGUCUCUCUUUCUCUAGGUCCCAGUAUACCUUUCUCCAUUUUUGAUGAGUUUCUUCUUUCAGAAAAGAAGAAUAAAAGUCCUCCUGCAGAUCCCCCACAAGUUUUAGCUCAACGAAGACCCCUUGCAGUUCUCAAAACCUCAGAAAGCAUCACCUCAAAUGAAGAUGUGUCUCCAGAUGUUUGUGAUGAAUUUACAGGAAUUGAACCCUUGAGCGAGGAUGCCAUUAUCACAGGCUUCAGAAAUGUAACAAUUUGUCCUAACCCAGAAGACACUUGUGACUUUGCCAGAGCAGCUCGUUUUGUAUCCACUCCUUUUCAUGAGAUAAUGUCCUUGAAGGAUCUCCCUUCUGAUCCUGAGAGACUGUUACCAGAAGAGGAUCUGGAUGUAAAGACCUCUGAGGACCAGCAGACAGCUUGUGGCACUAUCUACAGUCAGACUCUCAGCAUCAAGAAGCUGAGCCCAAUUAUUGAAGACAGUCGUGAAGCCACACACUCCUCUGGCUUCUCUGGUUCUUCUGCCUCGGUUGCAAGCACCUCCUCCAUCAAAUGUCUUCAAAUUCCUGAGAAACUAGAACUUACUAAUGAGACUUCAGAAAACCCUACUCAGUCACCAUGGUGUUCACAGUAUCGCAGACAGCUACUGAAGUCCCUACCAGAGUUAAGUGCCUCUGCAGAGUUGUGUAUAGAAGACAGACCAAUGCCUAAGUUGGAAAUUGAGAAGGAAAUUGAAUUAGGUAAUGAGGAUUACUGCAUUAAACGAGAAUACCUAAUAUGUGAAGAUUACAAGUUAUUCUGGGUGGCGCCAAGAAACUCUGCAGAAUUAACCGUAAUAAAGGUAUCUUCUCAACCUGUCCCAUGGGACUUUUAUAUCAACCUCAAGUUAAAGGAACGUUUAAAUGAAGCCUUUGAUCAUUUGUGCAGCUGUUAUCAAUAUCAAGAUGGCUGUAUUGUUUGGCACCAAUAUAUAAACUGCUUCACCCUUCAGGAUCUUCUCCAACACAGUGAAUAUAUCACCCAUGAAAUAACAGUGUUGAUUAUUUAUAACCUUUUGACAAUAGUGGAGAAGCUACACAAAGCAGAAAUAGUCCAUGGUGACUUGAGUCCAAGGAGUCUGAUUCUGAGAAACAGAAUCCACGAUCCCUAUGAUUGUAACAAGAACAAUCAAGCUUUGAAGAUAGUGGACUUUUCCUACAGUGUUGACCUUAGGGUGCAGCUGGAUGUUUUUACCCUCAGCGGCUUUCGGACUGUACAGAUCCUGGAAGGACAAAAGAUCCUGGCUAACUGUUCUUCUCCCUACCAGGUAGACCUGUUUGGUAUAGCAGAUUUAGCGCAUUUACUAUUGUUCAAGGAACACCUACAGGUCUUCUGGGAUGGGUCCUUCUGGAAACUUAGCCAAAAUAUUUCUGAGCUAAAAGAUGGUGAAUUGUGGAAUAAAUUCUUUGCGCGGAUUCUGAAUGCCAAUGAUGAGGCCACAGUGUCUGUUCUUGGGGAGCUUGCAGCAGAAAUGAAUGGGGUUUUUGACACUACAUUCCAAAGUCACCUGAACAAAGCCUUAUGGAAGGUAGGGAAGUUAACUAGUCCUGGGGCUUUGCUCUUUCAGUGAGCUAGGCAAUCAAGUCUCACAGAUUCCUGCCUCAGAGCAAUGGUUGUAUUGUGGAACACUGAAACUGUAUAUGCUGUAAUUUAAUUUAGGACACAUUUAGAUGCACUACCGUUGCUGUUCUACUUUUUGGUAGAGGUAUAUUUCGACGUAACUGACAGUUUUUACUUAUGGCCUUGUCUAACUUGUAUGAAGAACUAUUUUAUUCUAAACAGGCUCAUUACAAAUGGUUACCUUGUUAUUUAACCCAUUUGUCUCUACUUUUCCCUGUACUUUUCCCAUUUGUAAUUUGUAAAAUGUUCUCUUAUGAUCACCAUGUAUUUUGUAAAUAAUAAAAUAGUAUCUGUUAAA